UAUUUUCAGUUUUGAAAAAUGUAGUAAUGUCUACAUUCAAAGCAGCUAUUUUAAAAUUUUUCUUGGUUAACACAUAAUUAAGCUACUUUCAUGUACCUAAGGUUGCUGUUAAUGUUUGGCCUAAUUCACCCGAAAUUAUCGUGAAUUUAGUUAUUUGUCUUGACUUACCUGACUCAUCCUCGCAAAUGGCAAUAUAUUCAACUUUAAGUGAUGCUAUGAGCUACAAAGUAUACGAUUUGGUGCCAAAUUCUCUUACCGCCAAAAGUUUAAUCAGUUCUGGCAGUACAAAUUCAAACUACAAACGACGUAAAAGCAAGAACAAGUCAGUCUAUAUCUCUAAUAAUCAUAUGCACUUGCGUGCCCUCACUGAAGAAAAAUCCGAAAACAAGCUCUUAUCUUCUUUUCAACUAGCUGCGAAAUUGUAUAAAUCUAAUUCUGAUGAAUUCAAAACGCCUCAGAAAAUGAGUAAGAAGAGCAACAAAAAGUCCGUGUUGACUCUUCCUAAUGAGCCAGCUGUACUGCCUCAGUCUUGCACUGUAAGCGAUAUGAACGACAGCGAAUAUUUCAAACGUAUUCACAAACCUAAGGCGCAAAAGACGAAAAAAAGCCAGCCUCGGAAGAAAAAUCCCAAGCUACCAGAUUACAACUGUGAAUAUUAUGACAGAGACGCAGACUACUGCUCCCAAAUGAACGUAUACCUAGAUUGUAGUUCUGUAGAUGUUGUUAAGAAUUUUAAAGGCGACUGCCGGAGAAAAGCAAGAGAUUCUUAUAAUUCCAAAACUGAAACCAAUGCACCGUCUCCAUCUGAUGUUUGGUCUGUGUUGAGGAAUAUGAAUAGAUUUCAAUUUUAUCCAUCUCCACCCAUGUCUGAUGACAGUAACUACGAGAUAAAGCCGAGAAAAAAAGUAGUCAAGAAGAAACUUAAUAGAGGCGUUUAUGAGACGUGCCGAACUGAGCAGAUUUAUUUCCAAACUGAGCUUAAUGUUCCUGGAGAUGGCAGUCUUUCAGCGUCUUCUCAGAUAACCGUGAUCGACAAAAAUGAAGAACUCAAUAAAUUUUGCAAAAAAGUGGAAAUUACAUCUUUUGAACAGAAUGUACCACUGGUUACUCCAAAGAAUAAGAAGCAAGAUUCGCCAAAGUCUAAUAACAGAAGAUGUAGAAAUUCCAACCUUAAAUUUACAACAAAGAAAAAUUCCGCUAGCAAAGAUACGCUCAUUGACCAAAAAUCUAAACUAUCUGAAGUAUCGAUGAAGCCAGAUCAAACAUUAAAUAGAGGUGAUGGCAGCUUUGAAGAUUCACAGACAAAACAUAUUUGUACGACAGUUGAAGUGCAAACCGAAACGGAUAGUGAUAACAAAAAAGAUGAUAAACCUCAAAUAAAUUCUAACGUUCGUGUACACAAUGCUGUAAGCAACACCGGGAGUAUGAGCGGUGAUAUACCGAAACAAAUUAUGAACAGUCGUCUGGACAUGAGAGCGCCUCCCCGACGUCCUUUACCAAGUCGGGUACCCUGGACUAGCACUCAACCGCGUCCCAAUAUUCCACCGGAUCGCCCCUUAACAAAUGCUUCUAAAGUUAUACUCAUUCCACCUCAUGGCUUGAUGUUUUCCAAACUACAAGACAGCCCUAGAGUCCCUUACCAGGCCACAGCGGAUCCAAUGCACCCGUUAACUCAAACCGCCAUACGCAGAAUUGUAGCCAAAAUCAAAUUCCCAUUGGUUAUUUUGGAAAAAGAUCAAGUCAGUGGCACAUUUGAACUAGAACAUUACGAUAACCCACAAUUCAGAGGAUUAGAUGAGCAUAUGUGGCCUUUCAUGGUCAAUUGGAUGGAGAAACCUAAAUCACCUGAAUUUGAAACGGCGGCGCAAUUUAAAAAGCAAACUUUCAAGGACAAAGGGCCUAUUUCGACAAACUUUGAUUGUACAGUUCGCAACAAAAAGAAACAGAUAAGUUCAACUCUCAGUAACGUGGAAUCUAAACAGAAUAGUGUCGCCAAAACAAAACCAGCAUCCCGAUUCCGAGAUAACAUAUUGAAGCUUUUGUAUAAGAAGACUUCUAAUCAAACGAUGGGUAAUGAUAUCUUACCUAAACGUGUCCAGCGGGACGCGAAUGUGAACCCGUUGCCAAUCAGCAGCAAUAACGUUGGUUCAAGCAAAUGUAAGACAUUGAGCGUAGUCACCAGCAGUAGCUCCAUAGCAAAAUCUCGAGCAUUGAUUCCACCUCGAGCGAGCGGUCCAUCUCGAGCGAGGAGUCCACCUCGGGCGAGGACUCCACCUCGAGCGAGGACUCCACCUCGAGCGAGGAGUCCACCUCGAGCGAGGACUCCACCUCAAACGAGGACUCUAGUGAGAACAGAAAAACCAAGUUUUCCAACAUCACCCCUGCCGCCGACAUCACCGUCCAAAAUUUUUAUACCCCCGAAAAAACGUGAACCUCAAAGAAUGUGGGGUAAAGCCAAAUGGGCGAGUGAUUUUAUUGAAAAUGUUAUUAAUAAGAUUAAAUGUGGCAUAUAUACUAGCGAACCGCAAACGAAGAAUAUAAAUUUGCAAAAACCUCCUCAGAAUCGCACAAGCGAUACCAGUGACUUAAACAAUAUUACAGAUGCAAAGGAGGUGUCCAUUCAGGUGACCAUGCCCAUAAUUACAGAAGAUUUCACGCCAAAAGUCACUAUACAAAAGAAAAGGGAACUUACUGUAAUGUUGCCUGGAUUUGAUGAUGCUAUGCCGCCACUGGAAAUAAAAUCAAUGACUCGGAACUUAAUCGCAGUGAAGCAUUGCAUUAUGAAUGUUUUACUACAAUUUGACGUGAACGUACCGCCAGAAGCGGACCAAAGCGGUCUCGCCAUCAAGCUUUCUACUUCUUGCAUACCUCUCUCUGCAACAAAGAGCAGGACCAAAGUAUUUAAAUGCAAAACUGGUAUCCUUAAUGCUGCAUUGCCUGCUGAACUUUGCAGCAUUAUACCGAGGGUGAUGACGCAAUUUUUGAAUAAAGACACGCCACCGCCCCUAACAUUAAACGAACCAAAGAAAAAUGCAUCUUUAAGCACCAUAUCUGAAUACACGACGACAUCUGAUAUCCAGGAGCCAAGCAUAUUUCCAUUGUUGCCUCAAAUAAGAAUGUCUUCAGAGCUGAUGAGAUUAAGAAACGGGAGAUUCUCGAAAAAUCCAAAGUCGUGGGCAGAAAUGUCAAAUGAAAACAUUUACAUCAUUUCAAUAAAGGAAUUUCCAUAUCAGUACCGUAACAUAGUAGGAAUAUUGUCACCGCAAACAUCACUAUACCGUCAAGACAUUGUAGUACAUCCGAGUUGCGCGUUAGUACUGAAUUCAACCAAAACUCAAUGUAUUUCGUCGAAUCUUCCAAGUCAAAAUUCUGCAUCUAAACCUAAUUUAUGCACAGAUUUAGUUCCGUAUACAGGUAAUAAACUAUCAUAUGGUGGAUGUAUAGUACAAAAUACACAACUGAUAGCGUUAAAAGAACUCUUCAAUAAAAUGUUACAAGUCAAUACAAAUUCUCUCUCGGAGUAUUUACCUACCAUCAAGAUGCAAACCUUUAAUAAUCAUGUCUACGUGAACUUGACUAUUGGCAACCAUCAGGGAAUAGGUGCUUCUUUGUGCAUCGACACUACACAUUUUAAAUAUAAACCGCUAAGCAUUGUUACUACGAUAAUGUCAUCCACCGCUACUGUGAAAUAUGAACGUUCUGAGAAACAAAUUGAGUACAUAAAACUUGCGGAGAUAAAAGAAUCUAACAGAACAGAAACAAGAAAACUAGUGCCGAAUUCAUCAAUGACUAAAAUUAGAAAGAAAGGUCACGUGAGAUACGUACAUCUUUAUAAGAAAUGCAAAUCCACUUCGCACAUCGUAGCGGAACGAAGGAGCACGCCUUUGAGUAAAGUGACGAAUUUGGACGAAUUCUUUCAAGCAAUGGGCGCGGGGAAACUGCUAUCCAGUGUUUUUGAUGGCAGUUGUGAGAAGAAACUUCUGGCGUUCGUUUCAGACCUGAAAACUUACAUUUCGGGAAUAACACCGAGGCAAGCUUUAUUAGUCAUGUUACUGGCAAACAAGAAAGAUACGUGCAAUUUAAUAAGAUUUCGGCCCGUAAUCCUGCAGGGAAUAGCGGUCCAUAGGAUCACAUGCGCUAGCGAGUUGAAUAUGGAAGUCGAGGUCAUUGAAAAGGAGAAAUUCAAUAGUAUGCCAGAGUAUCCGGACGUGCCUCCCUCGUUAGAAAGUAAGGAAAAUAACGAUAAUCUUUUGGAAGAAUUGAUUUGGAUAGCGAAAACUACUGCAUCGGAUUAUCAGAGACAGUUCGACGGAUCCUCUGAAAAACUGCUAAAGACCCUAUUAGGGAAGAGAAAGAGGUUGAACCCAUCGUACCUGCGAGUGAUGGCGCGCUACGUGGGCCUCGGGCUUUUGAAAACUCCAGUGAAUCGCUGAACUCUGAACCUGUGCAGUUUGGAAUUUGCUUUGCUUUGAAAUUGUUUGUGAACGUCUGUUUCGUCAUGUAUAUUAUCUUGUGGAAUUAUCUAUUCAUCAUAAAUUAUUAGGUUCGGAA
Molecule: messenger RNA, 4551 nt
Organism: Cydia strobilella
Lineage: Eukaryota; Metazoa; Arthropoda; Insecta; Lepidoptera; Tortricidae
Exons: 8
Coding region: 186-4433 (1415 amino acids)
Source: RefSeq, a predicted model, not a curated record